AUGCUGUCGUCCUUCAAUUCGACGCAGCCGAAGCACAGUGACUCUAUCGCUAUUGUAUUCAAACAGCACCGGCUAAGGCAUUCUUUUACUGUUAUGGCGCAGAGUUUGCGAAGACUAAAAAUGGCCGUCUCGAGAUAUCUGAGGAUCAUAUCAAUGUCUGCGUACUGCUGUCCUAAUCAACUCGUGUAUAUCAUAAAGAGGAUCAUAACCGUUCAGAUUCACCACCCGUCACCUGUCCUUCUGGUAUCUUUGCUCCCGCAUCUCUGGUAUCAGCGAAAGGGAAAACACCCCUACAGCUCCCUUCCCUUUCCUCCUGGUCCCAAGCGCCUCCCAUUCAUAGGUAAUCUGUUCAACCUACCCAGAGGCCACGAUGCGUCUGUAUAUCGGGAUUGGUCGAGAGAGUUCGGCUCUGAGAUCGUUCACCUCGACGUGAUUGGGAUGCAUGCCAUCGUCGUAAACUCAGCAAAGGCAGCGCGCGAAAUCUUCGAGAAGAGGUCCUUGUUGUAUUCUGACAGACCUUCCUUUCUGGUACUAAAUAAGAUGCUCGGUUUUCGUUGGGCGCUGGGCUUCAUGCCAUACGGUCGGAAAUGGAGGAACACGAGAAAGGCGUUCCACAGUUGCUUCAACUCGACUGCAUCUCUGCGCUACCAUCGCCUCGAUCUACAAGCAUCACACGAGCUCCUGCGUCGUCUUCUAGACACUCCGCAAGCCUUCGUCGAACACGUGCGACACGUGGUGGUAGAUCUCAUCCUUGAGAUCGCGUACGGCUCCAACAUGAGAUCAAUGGGAGAUACGGGUGAUGAUUAUGUUAUCAUCGCGGAGAAGACACUCGAUGCCAUGCUCAUUGGUAGCACACCGCACGCCGUCCUUCUCGAUUUGUUUCCAAUUCGUGAGCUCGCUCUUCUUUAA
Molecule: messenger RNA, 909 nt
Organism: Heterobasidion irregulare TC 32-1
Lineage: Eukaryota; Fungi; Basidiomycota; Agaricomycetes; Russulales; Bondarzewiaceae
Gene: cyp74
Product: cytochrome P450 monooxygenase 74
Exons: 7
Coding region: 1-909 (302 amino acids)
Molecular function (GO): iron ion binding; heme binding; oxidoreductase activity, acting on paired donors, with incorporation or reduction of molecular oxygen
Source: RefSeq, a predicted model, not a curated record